GUUACUUUAACAGUCUUGUCGAUGGGACCAUAUUUUCUGAAUGGUGUUAAUUGUGAUCACAGUUUUAGAAAUAACAGAUACUUUGUAUUACCUUGGAUCUGUCAACACAGUGGUGUAAGUAUGUCGCAUCAAAUGGUAGUCAUGCAGCCACAGCCUGUUCCGCUCUUUUGUGAUUCUGGUCAGUGGGGGUCUGGAAUCUGUGACUGUUGUGAUGACGUGCCUGAAUGCUGCUUGGCUUGUUGGUGUUUCUGGUGUUUCACGUGCAUGAAAGCAAAGAAAUAUGGUGAAUGUUUAUGUCUCCCCCUGCUGGAUUUCGGUGGUUUAAUUCCACCCAUAACCAUGUCCAUAAGGGUCUCAAUGCGCCAGCGUUAUGGCAUUAGGGGAGACAUGUGUAAUGACUGCUUGGUGUCCACGUUCUGCACAGCUUGUGUUUGGUGUCAGAUGUCACGAGAGAUGAAAGCACGAGAUCGACAGGUCACUCUUGUUGGUGCCAGGAAUUUGUAAUGUGUUUUGAAGCAGUUCUGCUGUUGUGUAAAUAAUCCUGACACACUGGCUGAUAUUUAAAAAGUCCUUUUUAUAGCAUUAAGAUGCUUAUGACAAUUUUCAGUCAAAAUCUUAGUGGAAUUUGUGGUAACACAGGGAUGUUGAAGUUCUUCUACGGGUAUGUGUAUUGUUGUAUCUUUAAUGUCACUCACUUCAGUUUUUAAUGAGCAUCACUAAUCGCAUGACCAGUGUGAUCCGCUAAACUAGAUGUGAUGUUGUAGAUUUGACAAGUGAAUAUUCUCCACAUCAUUUGUAAAAAUAUAACUUUUAAAAUGCUACGGUUUUUGGCUUCAAGCAUAUUAAACCAUUCAGAAAUAAAUACUGAUUUCCAAAA
Carassius gibelio (silver crucian carp) is the source of this 877-nucleotide messenger RNA. Its product is annotated as cornifelin homolog B. The record is from RefSeq and is a predicted model, not a curated record. Lineage: Eukaryota; Metazoa; Chordata; Actinopteri; Cypriniformes; Cyprinidae. The transcript has 4 exons. Bases 22 to 504 code for a protein of 160 amino acids.